Molecule: messenger RNA, 5347 nt
Organism: Lingula anatina
Lineage: Eukaryota; Metazoa; Brachiopoda; Lingulata; Lingulida; Lingulidae
Biological process (GO): regulation of transcription by RNA polymerase II; cell development; neuron differentiation
Cellular component (GO): nucleus
Molecular function (GO): RNA polymerase II cis-regulatory region sequence-specific DNA binding; DNA-binding transcription factor activity, RNA polymerase II-specific
Source: RefSeq, a predicted model, not a curated record
AUGGAGUUAAGACCCACUUCCAACACGAGCCCAAGUGCAAGCUAAACCAGGGAUACUGAGUGAAAUAAUCGCUCUAUCCGGCCUGUAUAAUAUUGACAUAUUCUAUGACUGAUCACGGACUAAAGGGUUCCCAUGUUUUGACACGUUCCAUACUGCGACUGAUUCUUUCUCCUUGGAUUAACUCAACGCCCCGGGACAAGUAAUCGCGUAUUUUAAGGGCAGGGCAGGAGAGAAAGACCGGAGUGCAGAGAGCUAGAGGCAAACACAGCUUAGCGGGAGUCGGAAAGAGGGCGAGCUCGCGAAUGACCUUUUUGCUCCGUGCGUCGGCUCUUCGACACGAAGGCUCCUCUUUCCCCGUAUCAGGCUGAGAUUCUAAGGCACCCAGGGUAAACUGACAAUAUGUCGGCGUACCCGCAAUUCGGCUACGCGGCGUUCCCUUCUGUCGCUUCUUCCAUCGGGUCAACACAGUUUUUAAUGUCUGCGGCUGCCAGCGGGACACCCUCAGUAACUGCAACGUCGGCGUCUGCGCCGUGCUGCGAGACAGGUCGAGCAAUCCUCACCGACCCUCACACGGGCCAGACGGUGUGCUCUUGCCAAUACAGCCCUAGCUUGCUCCCCUACCCCCGGGCCGUCACAGGCCUACCGGACGGCGUCUACUCGCCAGCGGCGGCGUACGCUGCACAGGGGUACAUGUCGGCGUUCGGGCACCCAGCAGAUCCUUCGGCGUUCUACUCGCCUCUGAAUUACGAUAUAAAGGAGGGGGGCGAGUCAUGGCGGGGUCUGCCGCAGCCUUCUGCAUACAGCUAUCCCUACGAUCCGACUUCUAUGGCGGCGGCCGCGGCGGCCUAUCCUUAUGGAUCCAGCUUUGGAGUCGACUUAAAUAGUGCGCGCCGCAAGAACGCAACUCGGGAAACAACAAGCACUUUAAAGGCAUGGCUUUACGAACACAGAAAGAACCCCUACCCGACCAAAGGAGAGAAAAUAAUGCUCGCAAUAAUCACGAAGAUGACUUUGACACAAGUAUCUACGUGGUUUGCAAACGCAAGAAGGAGACUGAAAAAGGAUAAUAAAAUGACUUGGUCCCCCCGGAAUAGAUGUGGGGAGGGCAGUAACAAGGACAGCGAUGAGGAAAAUGACAAAGAUGAAGAUGAGGAUGAUGUAAGGGACAUUGGUGAGGAUGGUGAUGAAGAAAUAGACAAAAGAAGAGAUGAAACAAAUAACAAUGUUGAAAAAAAGGAAGAGGAGAUUUCUGAAAAACACGACGACAUCCGAUUAGGUUUUACUGGCGAGGAAACCAAAGAAAGAAGCACAUUUUCCAACAAUAGCCGCCAAGAUAAAUCGCUUUCACAGUCUCAGGGAGAGCAUGCUGAAACAGAGGAAAAGACGGACACUCAGAACAAAACAUCAUCUAGUCACUUGAGUGGUGAUUUCUUUAAAUUAGACUCCGCGGACGCUCCGAGGCCGUCCACCUCUUACAGCGAAACAAGGCCGAAAAUUUGGUCCUUGGCUGACGUAGCAACGUCAACCGACUCGUCUCUUGAAAGGCGCAACUCUUCCUCCCCGGGAGCAAAGCUCGAACAUUCGAUAUCAGCCCUGCCUUCGUUGGGGCACAGUCAAGGUUUGUCCCUUGCUCAGGGACAUCUGCAGUGGGGUCUUGGAGGUGCGUACGCCGUGGCGGGUUUACACCGACCCUCUGGACUCACACACCCUGCGUAUAGCAGGCUUACAGCGCAUGCGCAUAGCAUUCCGAGCGGCGGUCAUCCCACGGCGGCAGUCACACCGUCAGUGAUGCCUCCCGAAGGGGCUGUCACCGUCAGCACGAACUCUGGGGGACUUCUACGGUCUGGCACGUUGGGUGGGUCAUACCCCGCGUCAACACAUUUACCGUACAGCGCUUUUUCGGUGAAAAUCAAUAAUAAACUUCCUACACAUCUUAAGACAGAAAUUAAGUAAUUUUAGUUUAAGUUUCCGUGACGCUUUCUGUGAAAUAAUUGAGGAGCAUUAAAUGCACAUGUAUUCUAGAAAAAACUUACGAGUGACUUCACCCUCAGGGACGCAGGCAUAUGGGACUAAGCGAAAAAACUGUCAGGCAAGAAUUAAUUUAUUUUUAGUGAUGUUCUUAUUGAUAAUUUAUUAUAUAUUAAGUAUGCCACAUUACAAUAUUUAUAAGUAAUAGUGUUUCAUUAGGUCAUAUAGAGACAGAAACAUAUUCUUUAUUGUGUGAAUCAGGGAUGUACUUGAUCAUUUGUUGGUAAGUUUGUUUAAUUUUAUAUUUUGCUACAUGUAUGAUUUACUGUUUGUGUGAUUUUCGGUUUAAAAACGUCAAGGCUUUUAUUUUUAAAGCACGCCAAGCUGUGCUGCAAGCAAUGCGUCAAGCAAUGCGCCAAGCAAUACACAAUUAAUGUUCGACAUUAUCAUGUAACUUGGUGGUAAAAUUGCAGGUCAGUGUUUAACAUUCGUGACUUUAACUGUUAGCUUGUCUUGUAGAAUUGUGUGCCUAACUACGGUUACGUUUACAAAUAAAAGGUCUAUUUAACAAUACGUAAAAAAGAGGUCACGUAAAUAUGGCGUCGUUAAGUAAUGACUACUGCAAGGCCUUGUGUUUUAAAGCAGAUCAUCGAUUAAACGCUAUUAGUGGCUAAUAUGAUUUCCAGCGUUGCGGAUGCUCCUUGCUCCUGCUCGGAAUUGAAAUAGCAGAAUUAAGAGGGAGUCUGCCGAGACCCGCCGUGAUAAGCAAUAUCCGUAAAGAUCGAAUAUAAAGCCUUAAGUCUCAUAACAUUGAACAUUAAAUGUCAGGUGGCGUACAAUUCUGAGAAAAUUCUGUUAAGACCAAUACGCGUGAUUAAAGUGAAAGUUUUAUGAAUUUGUGUUGAUGUCAUCGAGGGAAGUUCGAAUGACAGUUUCGACGCUGAAAUUGAGGUUUCUCGGAACGCCGGGUAGACAAAUGCCCUUGUUGUUGCGUUUUCUGUUUUAAAGUAUGUAUUGGGGGCGUUGUCGGGGAGAAUCUGUUCAGUCAAACAGUAACGGUUAUUCAGAAAAGUUAUGAAGUUGUUUCAUGUCUGGAUUAAUUCAAAUAUAGCGACUUUCACAGCCGUCGUGCCGCGUACUGUGUGUGGUACGUCACAGAGACUAUAAACUACGUAAAAAGGAUUCCUGUUUUUGUGCUAAUUAGAGGGGCGGAUGAAAAGAAAACCCGAAGUUAUAGAUUGCCCUGUGGAAUUUUAAAUGAAGUCGACAUUUGAGGCACUUUGAAUUUUUUGUUCUUUAAUGCUUUCGCCACUUAAUAUUUGAAAUGAAAAUGGAGGAAGGAGGUGUGUCAUUAGCGUCCUUGUGGUGUGUCAUGAUUCUGUAGAGAGAUUAUUUGAUUUUUAAUAGUAAAAAAAAAUGUCUCCAGGUUGAACUCGCCGUGGAAUCGUUUUAAAUACACACGAGGGUAGCGCUAUCAGACACUCUUAAAGGUCGGUAAAUAUGAAGUUACUGUCUCUGAAGUUCAAUAGAAUUUAUCUGUAUUGUAAUGUAUAGCUGUGAUUGAAUCAAUGCAAGGUGCGCGACCCCCUUUAUCGUGUCCCCGACACCGUUAAAUUGCAUAUUAAGAUUAAGUGAAGCGCUUGAGCUUUUGUAACCGCAUAACAUUUUCCAUGUCAGUUUGGUCACCGAUGAGCUCCCUUGUAGUCUGCGCUCAACUCGGUAUUGUCUGCUCUGAACUGUCUGAACUGUCAUUUGAACUGGGGACACCCAAUGUCAAACUCGCUGAUUUUAUUAAUACUGCACGUGGCAGCCCCCCAUGGAGGAGGUUCAUAUGUAUUGAUUUUUUCCCCCUGCAUUUCAGAUAUCAAAAUCUGAGACAGAAAAUGAAAACAGCAGAUAUUUAUCUGAGGGAUGUGAAAGGGGAAAUAGUUGGAAAAUCCAUUUUAUAGAUGCAAAGACACUGCAUUAAAAAUGAAUAUUUGGUGUAAAAAUAAAAUGAGUAUUUGGUUAUGGACAGAAAAAUAGUAGCAGUACAUACAUGACGCCUAGCUUAACUGUCAAUGAAUUCAUUUUUGUAAAUCAAAAUUUCAAAAUUUUGUUGAUAUACGGUUGGAGUAUGGCUUCGCAAAUUUUGCAAAGCGAGAGAGAGAAAACCCUUUUCAUUUCACCAUUAUCACAUUCUGAGUAAAUCGAUCUAAAUCAAACUCUAUGUCACGCGCCCAAAGAUCACAAGAACUUCAUCCAUAAAUGCAUCCUAAAGUGCGCCCUGUCUCUUCCCUUCGUCACCUUAUAAACGUUCAACCCCGACAUUAGCAAAGCUGAAUGAAUUCCACAGAUAACACGCCGUACGUCUUCUCGUACUACUAGGAGAGCAUGAUCAGUGGUAAUUUCAUUACCAUCCCCUUGGUACUCUGAUAAUUAUGGAGUACGAUGUGACUGAGAAAAGAUUGAAUUUCGAUUUCUAUCGUUGUAAUUUCUGCUCCCAUCUGACUGCCUGUCACGCGCGAAAAAAAAUGACAUGAGAAUGGCGGGCACCCUCUCGAGACUGAAGUGCGCUGGUGUGUGUGUCGGGGUGACUCUGUCGUCAAUUUGUGCUUUAAUUGCUAAUCAAAGAAAUUAUCUUAAGCGAGUUCAGUGAGAUAAUUGGGAAUAGUAAGAGCAGAAAUGAUUUUUCGGUAAGUUUCUUGGGAAUAGUGUUCAUGUGCCAUUACAAAGGUUAGUAGUAACUGCCAUAGAUUUAGGUUGUGAAGGCGCGUUUGCAUGCAUACGCACGCGCGCGAGAGAUUUGUAGAAAAUACAGGUUAGACCAAAACCACGUAAUCAAGCUUGCUUUCAAUUCACACGUGCCCGAUUAACAUAUCAUUAGAUAGAGAAGAAGAGCAGUUAGACUAAGAUACAAAGGAUUAAGCUAGGAUAAGAUAAGGUUCUGUUAAUCAUUUGAUUAGAUUAUAUCUAAAAGUUAGAUAAAUUCUGACAAUAUAUUUGUAGUAUUCAAUUGUGGAAUUUGAUAAUGAUUAUAAAUAUAUAUUUUUCUGUCAAUAAGUUUUACUCUGUACUAAUCCCUUUGAGUAUUACGUGUGUUUUUAAAUGUGAAUCAUAAAACUAGUGUCGUGUACAGGAAAAUUAUUAGAAUAUGGCAAAUGUAUGUGGUUUCAUGUAAUUCUUAUCUAGGCCUUUCAAAGAAAAACGAUUGAAAAAAAUCACAAAGGUGCAAAAACCAAGUCUUUAAGGACUUUAAACAUGAAAACACCCAGUGCAUAUAUAGCGAUACGCUGUGGUGUAAAAGUAUGUAAAAUAUGUGUACUUACGUUUGUAGAGUUUAAUACGUCAAAUCAAGAAAGGAGUCAAAACAUCACUAAAUGAUAUCAGAAACUAGACA